Gossypium raimondii (Peruvian cotton) is the source of this 1616-nucleotide messenger RNA. Its product is annotated as aspartic proteinase NANA, chloroplast. Gene Ontology annotation, biological process: proteolysis. The transcript is spliced from 2 exons. The coding region runs from base 1 to 1443 and encodes 480 amino acids. NCBI's taxonomy places the organism in Eukaryota, Viridiplantae, Streptophyta, Magnoliopsida, Malvales, Malvaceae. The record is from RefSeq and is a predicted model, not a curated record. Gene Ontology annotation, molecular function: aspartic-type endopeptidase activity.
AUGGAGAGUUCCAUCAUCUUCAUUUUCCUUUCACUAUCACUGUUUUCCAAUAAUUGUAAUUUCUUCUUUCAAGUUCAUGCUUCCAAAUACAAUCAUGGAAAGGUUAAGUUCAAGCUAAUCCAUAGGCAUUCACCCGAGUUAGGAAAAAUGUCUGGAACAACCCUUGGACCUCCGAGUAGUUCAAGGGAACGUAUAAAACAAUUGAUACACAGCGACACUGCUCGGCUACAUGCGAUUUCACAUAGGUUGGUCCCAAGAAGGAAGAAUUUUCAGGUCGAGACAUUGCGUAGUAGCAAUUUGGUUGAGCUUCCAAUGCGAUCGGCUGCAGAUAUUGGGACUGGACAAUACUUCGUUUCGUUUCGAAUCGGGAGCCCGCCGAGGAAGUUUAUUAUGAUAGCUGAUACGGGAAGUACUGUUACAUGGAUGAAAUGCAAAUACAAGUGCAAAACUUGUUUCGAUGAUAGGAUCCAUCAUCAUGAAAGGAUAUUUAAUCCUAAAACAUCACGUACUUUUAUUCCAAUUCCAUGCCUCUCCAGUAUGUGCAAGCAGGAUCUUGCUCGAUCUUUCUCUUUGCAAAAAUGUCAUCGGUCGACAUCUCCUUGUGCCUAUGAUUUCAGGUACUCCGAUGGCACAAAAGUUCUUGGAAUCUUCGGCAAUGAUACAGUUAUAGUACGCCUUACCAACGGCAAAAAGAUUAAAGUACCGGAUGUAAUGAUCGGGUGUAGCGAGACAAUAUUUGGAAACUUCCACGACAUUGAUGGAGUAAUGGGGUUAGGUUUUGACCAGCAUUCAUUCGCAGUGAAAGCAGCUGAGAAGUUUGGGAACAAGUUUUCGUAUUGCUUGGUUGAUCAUCUGAGCCCAAGUGACCUCGUUAACUUCCUUGUUUUCGGCGAAGUGGAUGAUUCAACAUUACCGAAAAUGCAAUACACGGAGUUGCUCCUCGGAAUAGUGAAUCCAUAUUACGCUGUAAACGUGUCUGGAAUCUCCAUCGAUGGUGAAAUGCUGGCUAUCCCAUCAUACGCGUGGGAUCUUAAGAGCGGUGGCGGGUUUAUUGUGGACUCAGGUUCGAGUUUAACUCACCUAGUGGAACCCGUGUUCAAUCAAGUCAUCGCUGCUUUCCAGGCUCCGAUUAGCAAAUUCAAGAAACUGUCAUUGAGCGUGGGGCCGUCGGAGCCGGAAUAUUGUUUCGGUGAUGUUGGCUAUAAGGAGUCUCUCAUGCCGAAACUGGAGGUCCAUUUCGCUGACGGAGCUAAGUUAACGCCUCCGGUGAAAAGCUACGUGAUUGAUGCUGCGGAAGGGGUAAAGUGCCUUGGGUUCGUCCCCACGCGUUGGCCUGGACCGUCUGUGAUUGGCAAUAUUUUGCAGCAAAAUCAUUUGUGGGAAUUCGAUCUUUUAAAUGGCAAGUUGGGAUUUGCUUCUUCUAGCUGUACAUUUGAUGACUGAAAAAGGGACCAAAACUAGAAGCCAUUGGAGUUGUCAUAUAACAGGCAAUAAUCCAAUUUAUUUCAUAGUUAGAAUGAUAGAAUGUAAAUGAUAUAUCUAUUCUUCCAAGUUAGGAAAAGGGAAAAUAGAAAUUCGUAAUGUUAUUACGGAGCUCGAGCAUUCGAGUUAUUGAA